AUGCCUCGCGUUGACAAGAGGAGACGCGCUGUGGAUAAGCCAGAGAAGGACCCGGCACGACUGGAACAUCAAGAACGGGCGUAUAUUGCGGCGUCCAGGCGGACAGACCGCAGUCCCCAGGCUCGCUUUGGCUCAGCUCGGCGUGCUUCUGAACUUCAUUUCGAGCGAAGUGGGCGCCAUUUGCGCAUUACAAUGGAGGCCGUUUUAAACGAAGAAAUGUACGAGGAGUUGGACGAGAACCGGGAGCGCCGGGAGCUCCUCUCAUCUCUUGAGUUGCAAAACGACAAGCUGACGCGACAAUUACAAGAACUGUUAAUUCUUCCCAAGCCGCAGCCCACCUUGUCGUCUUGUCCAGUACCUGCACAGCAACAUCCCAGCAACAACGGGCCUUCUGCGCUGUUUCAGUAUCCAGCCCAGAACAUGUGGGAUCAGCCGGUGCUGCAAAGAUCCAUCUCUUCGCCGGAGUUGUUCGCGCAGGCCGGGCAUGAUCCGCGUCAUUACCCUGGGGGUGUUUGGGGAGCGCAGCACCCUCAGCCGGCUGUCAGCCAGGCUCCGCCCUACCAACGCUCGACUUCGGCAAUGCCUGGGGAUCCGGCCGCAAGGCUGCGACCCAGCUACAUGACCACGGGGCACUUAGCGCAGCAAAUGCUGGAUGCACGGGAACGGGAACGGCUCGCCGGUCGCCCAAGAAGCGCAGAAGAAAGCCCAUAUCUCCAGAGCUACCUCGAGAUCCGUCGCAACACUGUGCCAAAUGUUGGCCCGCCAAUGAAUGUGGUGGCUGCACCCCAGGGCCCGGCUCAAGCAUUGAACCCCGGCUUGGCACGCCUGUCGAUGCAGGGAACCCGCUUCGUCGGAGCCGAUCAGUUGUAUGGAAAUUACCCAGCGCCACACAGUGAUGCGGUGCAGAAUGGCAUGCAUCCCCGUCCCCAGUUCGCCCAUGUUGCCCUGACGAACCCUCCGGUGGCCAAUAUUCCGGUACACAGUAAUCCGGUCCCGAAUGGCAUACAUGCAAACGCCCAAUUCUUCCAGGCCUGCCAGACGAACCCCCCCAUGGCGGAUGUUCCUCCCCAGGCAGGCCCGGCACUCCAGCCGUUUCCGCCGCACAACCCCCAGCCCGCUACGCUGCCGGAAGGCAACUCUACAAACAACGCCGCUUGGUCCGAUCCUAUGAAUGAGGACCUCCUUAGCUUUAUUCGAGACUUCAAUCAACCGCCCGAUCUGACAUCCGACGAUCUGACGCCUAGCCCAGUGUCUGCAUACUCGAACAUCGAGGUGGCCCAACAAGACUUCCCAGAACGGCCCAGCUUUGGUCGCUCCAUUUCAGAUCCAGAGCACCCGAUCGCGGCUUCUAUCACAGAUGCCGAAUGGCAGGCUUAUUUCAAUAGCGGCUUCUGGAAAACUACUUCUUUCGACAACGACUUCAUGCCGCCUGGGAACCCAGAAGAUCCCCCGCCCUGUUAA
Molecule: messenger RNA, 1461 nt
Organism: Ophidiomyces ophidiicola
Lineage: Eukaryota; Fungi; Ascomycota; Eurotiomycetes; Onygenales; Onygenaceae
Exons: 2
Coding region: 1-1461 (486 amino acids)
Source: RefSeq, a predicted model, not a curated record